AUGGUUGAGGUUGGUGGUGUGAGGGUUGAUGGGGGUUUGGAGGAGACGGUGGUUGAGGGGAGAUUUGAGUAUGGUGAUGGUGAGGAUAGUGAGGAGGAUGAGGGGGGAUUUGAGGUGGAAGGCGAGAGUAUUGAUAGUGUUGAUGAAGGCGGUAGUGAUGAAAUUGAGGGUGUUGAUGUCGAAGUUCUUGUAGUUUCCCCAUGCCAUAACUCGAAAGCACUUCCACCACCAAAACAAAAUCCAACAACCAAGACCCGAUACAAAAAACACUUCAUCCUGGUAAAACCAACUUUCAAUUUGUAA
Messenger RNA from Glarea lozoyensis ATCC 20868, 303 nucleotides. RefSeq lists its product as uncharacterized. The record is from RefSeq and is a predicted model, not a curated record. Bases 1 to 303 code for a protein of 100 amino acids. NCBI's taxonomy places the organism in Eukaryota, Fungi, Ascomycota, Leotiomycetes, Helotiales, Helotiaceae. The transcript has a single exon.